Symbiodinium natans is the source of this 2163-nucleotide messenger RNA. NCBI's taxonomy places the organism in Eukaryota, Dinophyceae, Suessiales, Symbiodiniaceae. The record is from the annotation of a GenBank genome assembly.
AUGGAGUCGACGGAGCCGGCAGAGCCGGACUCACCGCACUCCACCACGUCCGCAUGGAGCGGCGCAAAGAAAGCCAUGGAACGAAAGAGCACCCGCGCUCUGGCAUGGGGCAAUUCCAUCCGGGAGUACAACCAGAAGAAAGUCGAGAGAAGCAUGUCAUCGCAGUCACCGCCUACGAAGAAGAGCGUGCGAGCAACCGUUCAGCAAUGCUUGCGGAGAUACUGCUGCUUCUGCUUCGGCCCUGGCGAAGGAGAUUUGCCUCAAGCCGUGACCAUCGCCACGGAUGUGGAAGACCUCAAGCAGAGCGUUCGACAGAAGAUGUCGAAGCAGACUUACUCGGUCAAGGACUACUACAAGUCACAUGGUAUCUUCCAAAGGAUCGCGAAGAGCAACUACUUCGAAAACUUCACGCUGUUCAUCAUUGGAGUCAACUCGCUGUGGAUUGCGUUCGAUACCGACAACAAUGAUGCGGCGAUCAUCACAGAGGCGAAGGUGGAGUUUCAGAUUGUUGAGAACAUCUUCUGUGCGUUCUUCACAUUCGAGUGGUUGGUUCGCUGGAUGGCAUUCCGGAGAACGGCGUAUGCAUUCAUGGAUGCCUGGUUUGUGUUUGACACCUUGCUCGUGACCUUGAUGAUCCUGGAGACGUGGAUCACGCCGAUCGUCCUGGGCAUGCUGAGCAUUUCGAGUGACGGCAUAGGCGACGCCUCCAUCCUACGUCUCGUACGGCUGCUGAGACUCGCUCGAAUGACACGGGUCGCAAAGCUCCUGCGCGCUUUUCCUGAGGUGCUGAUCAUGAUCAAAGGCAUCAGUGCAGCGGGUCGGUCUGUAUUCUUCACCAUCUGCCUGCUCAUCCUGGUGCUGUACAUCUUCGGCAUUGCCUUCAAGCAGAUUUGUGUAGAUACGAAGACCAUCGGAGUGGACAAGUUCCCCACUGUGCCAGAAGCCAUGCUCACUCUGCUGAUCCACGGAGUGUUUAUGGACGAUAUGGCAGAGCUGGUGGCUAUUGUAAAGGAAGAAAGCUCCGUUGCCUUCGGCCUGUUCAUCAUCUUUGUGCUUAUUGCCUCCAUCACCCUCAUGAACAUGCUCAUCGGAGUGCUGUGUGAAGUGGUCUCCAUGGUCGGGCAGAGCGAGCGCGAAGAACUGCUUGUGGACCUCGUGAAGCGGGAGCUCUUGGACAUUAUCAUAUCAGCCGACGAAGAUGGCGAUGGGUUGAUGUCACAUGCAGAGUUCCUCAGGAUCUUGGAAAGUUCCGAGGGCCUCAAAGCGCUGGAGACGGUCGGGGUCGAUCCUGUGGGUUUGAUUGAUUAUGCAGACCAGAUCUUUGCGAAGGAGAAUGGAGAUGAAGGACAACAAGAAACCAUCCUGUUUUCCCAUUUUAUGAACGAGAUUUUGCAGCUGCGGGGCAGCAACACCUGCACGGUGAAGGACCUCAUCAACAUGCGAAAAGUCGUCGAGAGAUCGAGCAAGGAUUUCAAGGAGCAGCUGGGACACGUUACAACGCAUCUCACUGUCCUGGAAGAGAAGCUAGAGGACCUGAAAGUGAAGGGGCCAGUGCAUGAGAAACAGGAGAACAGCCUGGCUAAGCCAGAGUUGUCACAGACAAUGUCAAAGACACUGUCCAAGGGUGUGGAACAAACGCCGCGAGAUCUAUCUCCAGUAUUGCUGCAAGCCCACAUGCCGCCGAACCCGACUGGCUUUCGCAAGACAACGGGGAACAUGAAAGUCGGAGAUCCCAACCUAUACAGCAGCGUGGCCAACGCUUGGGGGACCGCCACCAAGACCUACUUCCCGGAUAUGGAAGGAAGCCUUUCACAGAAGCUCCUUGAGAUGCAGGGCAUCCUCAACGAGCUUAUCCUCGGGCCCCACUCUUCAGGAGGAAGCCCUGUUGUCGCUGGAGUCGUUGUGGGGGAAGCGAACGGGGAUGCAGCGGGCGGCAAGCCAAGGGAGGUCGAUGUGGCAAAUCAGAAUCUCCGCAGAGCGGCCCAUCGAGGCGACGCUUCAGACGCGCGAGAGCGCGAAGCACACAAACGAGAUGAUUCUCGAGCACGAUUUACUUUCCGCGUCUACGGUCGGCCACUGAACGGCGAGGACAUUCCUCGAGGGCGUGUGCUGGGUCGCUACUUGGGGCGCCGGCCGUCGAGAGAGCGCAGUCUUCCGCAGUAG